AGGAGAGUUGGCCUGUCACUGGAGCUGCGGGGGACAGACGGACUUUUGAGAGAUCCUCUGAUAGCAAGGCCUGUAGUGAGACUAUGGAGGAGGAGCAAGCUUGCGGGCAUACGGGUGAAUGGAGAGUCUCAUGCGAGCCUUCUAAUGAGGAGGACUUUGUAGUUCUGGAGACACCUGACGGGGACAAAACAGAAUCAUCUAUCAAAAAUAGAGCUGAGGAAGCCGUGACGCAACAAUUCAGGAACUGCCUGCCAGACAGGGUUGAAUUGACAGACGGCAGGUGUCCACAUGCCAAUGGUCACUUGCAAAAUACAUUUGAGGAGGCAGACCACUUGAUGGGGACGAGAAAGGAAUCAAACUGUGGACACUCCGCUUUACUGACUGACUCGGAAACUAGGGAAACAGCAAAUCCAGAUUCAGGGUUUCAUGCACCAAAAACCCAAGCGGACAGGUUUGCCAGUGUUGUCUCCAAGAGGGCAAAAGCAGUUGCGUGCAAUUUGGGAACAACAAUACCCUUCAAAGACCAGAGCUCUUGUCCAAAGCAGGACGAUUGGGUUGAUUGUAUUGAAGACUGUGAUGGAACGACACAUUUUGGACACCUGACAAACAAAAGUGAUCUUGUUUGCUUUUCUGCCAUCAUCACCCCUCCACCUUUAUCUCAUCUUUUACCUGAAAGAGACGCAAUGAGUGGACAGAUGGACAAGCCUCCAUCGACAGAGAGGCCUAAAGUCAAAGGUCCACCUCCACCAGUUCCGAAGAAACCUAAAAAUCCAUUCAUUAAGCCAAAGGCAACUCGGGUGAUGUCCAGCGAUGUGCAAAGACGAGGAAACCUGCGUUCUGAAGACAGAGCCAGGAGGAGACACACUUUUGAUUUUAACAGAUGCGUCCUCAGAGACGCUCCAGUGUUCAACCAGGACAUGUGUGUACUGUGGGAUGAAAGGGGCACCUACACCAACACACAUCGUUUGUCCAUGGACCUCAGUCCUUGGGAACACUUGUCACUGGAACACAUGGACGACGAGUACGGGGACUUGAUCGACUUUGAGUACUGCACUCGUAUGGCCAAACUGUCCUCAGAAGAGGACCUCAUGGACUUGGACAUGUUGCAGAGACGCGCGUCCCAGGAAAAACAAAAUAAGUUUAAAAGGGCACAGCCGCCUGUUGUGAAAAAGCCGACAAAUCCUUUCAUCCCCGCAGAGUCUGUUCAUGCACCAGAGGUUGCAUCAGAUAAUGAGACUGAGCAACCAAAACCUGCUCUGAGAAGAGAGCUCUUCACACGGGACAACAACAGACUUCUAGCUCAUCCCAGAACUACGACACAGACAGAUGAUCAUACAGAGAUUGCGUCGUACAAGCCGGUGGCCAAGCUCGUCAGGGAGACAAUGAAGAGAAGUCAGGCAAACCGACAAAAACCUGAAGGAGCUAAAACCCAAGUCCAGGUGGCAGAGCAUCAGAGUCCAAGUGUCAAAGUAUCCCAAAUGAAGAACACCUUUGAUGUACCAAAGAAGUCCAAAGAGAGACCACAAGAACAUCAACCACCUCUAAAGAAAGACAUGUUGCGGCGAGUUGUGCGUCAGAGCAAAUUCCGCCACGUCUUCGGCCAGGCGGUGAGGAACGACCAGUGCUAUGAUGACAUCCGCGUCUCCAGGGUGACAUGGGACAGCUCCUUCUGCGCCGUCAACCCCAAGUUUGUCGCCAUCAUCAUUGAGGCUAGUGGGGGCGGAGCCUUCCUUGUCCUUCCUUUACACAAGACCGGACGCAUAGACAAGGUCUUCCCUACAGUAUGUGGUCACACGGGUCCGGUACUAGACAUCGACUGGUGUCCUCACAAUGACCUUGUUAUCGCUAGCGGCUCGGAGGACUGCACCGUUAUGGUUUGGCAGAUCCCUGAGAAUGGUCUGGAGUCUGCCCUCUCAGAGGCAGUGGUGGUGUUGGAGGGCCACUCCAAGAGGGUGGGCAUCGUGUCUUGGCAUCCCACGGCUCGCAACGUUCUCCUCAGUGCAGGGUGUGACAACCAGAUCAUCAUCUGGAAUGUGGGCACGGGUGAGGCCAUGAUCAACCUGGAUGACAUGCAUCCCGACGUUAUCUUUAGUGUCAGUUGGAGCCGCAACGGCAGCCUCCUCUGCACCGCCUGCAAGGAUAAAAAGGUCCGUGUCGUCGACCCUCGUAAAAAGAAGAUCGUUGCGGAGAAGGACAAAGCCCAUGAGGGAGCCCGGCCAAUGAGAGCAAUCUUUUUAGCAGACGGAAAGAUUUUCACCACUGGAUUCAGCCGCAUGAGCGAGCGCCAGCUAGCGCUAUGGAAAGCUGACAACAUGGAAGAACCCAUUUGCGUCCAAGAAAUGGACUCCAGCAACGGCGUCCUGCUCCCCUUCUUUGACCCAGACACCAAUAUAGUAUACCUGUGUGGAAAGGGUGACAGCAGCAUUCGGUACUUUGAGAUCACAGACGAAGCGCCGUACGUCCACUACCUCAACACCUUCUCCACCAAGGAGCCCCAAAGGGGGAUGGGGUACAUGCCCAAACGUGGACUAGAUGUCAACAAAUGUGAAAUUGCCAGGUUCUAUAAAUUACAAGAGAGAAAAUGUGAGCCAAUCAUCAUGACAGUUCCCCGAAAGUCGGACCUCUUCCAGGAUGACCUGUACCCAGAUACGGCAGGCCCGGACCCCGCCCUGGAGGCAGAGGAGUGGUUUGCCGGAAAAAACGGGGGGCCUAUCCUGAUCUCGCUUAAGGACGGCUACGUCCCGACCAAGGGCCGCGAUCUCAAAGUGGUUAAGUCGAACGUCCUGGAGAACAAACCCACCACAAAGGCGGAAAAUGUUUCAAACGUCCAGAAGCACAUCUCUCACGCGCCCGUGCAGCAAUCAACAAAGAUGGAGGAUAAACUGGAGGAGGUACUCAGAGAGUUCAAGUCUCUGCGGGACCGGGUCAUCCUUCAGGACCGUCGGAUUGCCAGACUGGAAGAGCAGGUCGCAAAGGUUGCUAUGUAAGUCUCAAAUUCCACCUGCCCAUUUCCCUUCCCGCCCCGUCCCCAACUAGACCGGGAUUUUGGCGGCCAUACUGCAACGAGACCAGGUCUACAUUCCAAGAUGAACUUUUCCUCAUCAGUCCCUCCUUUUCCCACACUUUGUCCACGAAGUCACAAAAAAAACUCUUUUUCUUCAAAGAAACAGUCUUAUGUUUUUUUGUUUUUGGUUUCAAGUUGUGCUGAAAGGUUGUCAUGUGAAGUUGACUCCUCCAAUUUUUAUGUAGCAUCAGUAUUUCCUGUCAUCUUCUCUGUGUUGCCAAAUAUCAAUUGUGUGCAGUUUCAUGCACUGCUUUUGACUUUUCUGCCCUGUCGUACAUUCCAGGUAGAAUGACAUAGUCAAGCUGAUUUGUCUUUUUCAUUUUUUUUUUAAAAACAAAAUCUCUUGAACUCCCCCGCACACCCACCUCCUGCCUCCCAGUCUUUCAUUGCUAAAGAUCAGAUUUAUGAAUGUGGAUCCUGUGAUCCUGUAGGCUUGAAAUGUACCAAUUUAUUUUUUAUUUUUUUGGGGGGGGGUGUUGGCAGUGGUCAGGGUUGCAUAUGUUGCAUAUCCAGUUGUAAAUGUUGUGCAAAUAUAGUGGUGCCUCUUGUCACUGUUAAGGGUCAAACUAUAAAAGCCUUGCCCUGUCCAGUGCGUACCUGGUGUUGGGAAGGGACCACCAAGCACAAAGUUUGUGUUUCACUCAACCGCAGACAGAAAGUUCUGUGCACAUAAUAAAGAUUUUACACUCAAAACCAAA
Doryrhamphus excisus (bluestripe pipefish) is the source of this 3762-nucleotide messenger RNA. Its product is annotated as coronin-1C-A. Gene Ontology annotation, molecular function: actin filament binding. The record is from RefSeq and is a predicted model, not a curated record. NCBI's taxonomy places the organism in Eukaryota, Metazoa, Chordata, Actinopteri, Syngnathiformes, Syngnathidae. Gene Ontology annotation, biological process: actin filament organization; cell migration.